UCAAAGCAGCGAAUUUGCGGAUUUGAAAUCAAGAGAAGAGGAGGCUAAAGAACUUGAAAGACUUAAGAAAGAUGCUUGUCCUUGUCAAUUUAAGGUUACAAGUCGCAUAGUUCGAGCUUUAUUCGAAAUUGCUUUGAGUCGUAACUGGGCUCAAGUUUCGUCUAUUUUAUUAGAUUUAUGUAAAGAGGACAUGAGAGAUAUGUCCUCGGCUGAACUUAGACAAUUAAUUAGGCAGAAUAACAUGGGCACUUAUAUUUCUAAAUGUGUAGACAUGUUUCCGAUGCUUAAAUUGGAAGCACAAGUUGCACCGAUUGCACAACCACGGUGGAUAUUCGUCGAGGAUUCUGAAAAUGUUGAAUUACAUCAUUCAGAAUAUUUUAUAUUAAACAGGAAGCAACUUGAUGAAAAUCAAUAUACAUAUUAG
This is a messenger RNA of Funneliformis caledonium, 424 nucleotides long. The record is from the annotation of a GenBank genome assembly. NCBI's taxonomy places the organism in Eukaryota, Fungi, Glomeromycota, Glomeromycetes, Glomerales, Glomeraceae.